AUGAAACUCCUAUUACAGUCCCUUCAUUACGAUGAUCAUGCGGACGACGUUGUUGGUCCUUGGACUUGCUUCUAUCGCCUCAUCGACAUGCAUACACCGAACCAAUGCACCGUUGUGAUCAACCAGAAUGAUGGCUCGAAGGGAGUCGGGGGGUUUGUCGUCACAGAGUUUGAUGUGGGAAGCGGCGAUUCUUUCACGGUAGUGAUCAAAGAUGGCGAUCAAACCGUUUUUACGCUCUCAAAAUCCAAUUACGCCAACUAUAAAGAACAACUGGCACUCUACGCCAGUUUUAACCCAGUUGUCACUAUCCUGCUUCAAUACUAUGGCGACAAAGAUGUGAUCUUCAAUAUGUAUGCGUACCCUAGAAGCAUUACUACCCUGCCGACAAUGCCUACGACCCCGACACCGCCUCCAACGGGCGGGUCUGCCGGUUUUUUGGGUGUCGACCUGGCCUUUGCAUUCGAUUCUACUGGCACUGAUCAUGCUGUCUUUACCACGAUGAAAAAGGUCAUGAAAGAUACCGUCAACCAACUGACGGUCGUGCAAGAUGUCGAUCAGCCUUACGGCGCGCGCCUGUCGCUCCAAUCGAUUUCUUCCUCUCAUCAAGCAAAUAACCUGGCGGUUCCCUGGGCUCUUACAAAAGACGAAUUUCUUCAAAUCGCUGACAUCAUACCCACGCGAAACAAACAAUCGUUCUAUGUA
Messenger RNA from Mesorhabditis spiculigera, 702 nucleotides. NCBI's taxonomy places the organism in Eukaryota, Metazoa, Nematoda, Chromadorea, Rhabditida, Rhabditidae. The record is from the annotation of a GenBank genome assembly.